This is a messenger RNA of Funneliformis mosseae, 350 nucleotides long. Lineage: Eukaryota; Fungi; Glomeromycota; Glomeromycetes; Glomerales; Glomeraceae. The record is from the annotation of a GenBank genome assembly.
AUGACUUUAAUGAUCACACAUCAAUUGGUAUCAGAAGUUAAGAAAGCGUUUGAUGUAUUUAUCGAUUCAUUAAAUCAGUAUUUUGAUCUUAUUGAAGAUAUUACCAAUGAAGAUAUUGAAUCAACUUUUGUUAAAUGGUAUACUCAUGUAACUGUUAGAGGAACUGGCAUUGUACAGGCUAAAAGCAAUUAUUACAAUGCAUCCGAUUUUAGCAAUGUAGUAGUUAAUAUGAAUGAGAAAGAAGUUGAAAGUUAUAAUACAGUUGAUGAAACAUAUUUUGCUAAACUCUUAAUGUUGUUCAGUUUAAAGAUAUCCAGUUAUAAAGAACAAGAGUUAGCAUUAGUUCAAUG